AUGAAGUUCAACGCUGCCGCGUUGUCCGCCGCGGCAAUGUUCGCUGGCGUCUACGCCGACGAUGCUCAGAAGGUCCUCAGUGAGGAUAAGACCUCCACUGCUGCUGAGUCCUCUACCUCGGUCACUCCCCAGUUGUCCACCUUCACGCCUACUACCCUGAAGGCUCCUUUCUUGGAGCAGUUCACCGACGACUGGGAGAGCCGCUGGAGCCCUUCUCACGCCAAGAAGGACUCCAAGGAUGACGAGGAAUGGGCCUACGUUGGCGAGUGGUCCGUCGAGGAGCCUACCGUCUACAAGGGCAUGGAGGGUGACAAGGGUCUUGUUGUCAAGAACCCCGCCGCUCACCACGCCAUCUCGGCCAAGUUCCCUAAGAAGAUUGACAACAAGGGCAAGACCCUCGUUGUUCAGUACGAAGUCAAGCUUCAGAACGGUCUUGAGUGCGGUGGUGCUUACCUCAAGCUUCUCCGUGAGAACAAGGCUCUUCACUCUGAGGAGUUCUCGAACGCCACUCCCUAUGUGAUCAUGUUCGGUCCCGAUAAGUGCGGCCACACCAACAAGGUUCACUUCAUCUUCAACCACAAGAACCCCAAGACUGGUGACUACGAGGAGAAGCACCUUACCUCUCCCCCCACCGCUCGCAUUGUCAAGACCACCGAGCUCUACACUCUCAUUGUCCACCCCAACAACACUUUCAUCAUCCAGCAGAACGGCGAGCAGGUCAAGACCGGCUCCCUUCUUGAGGACUUCUCCCCCUCCGUCAACCCUGAGAAGGAGAUUGACGACGCCAAGGACUCCAAGCCUGAGGACUGGGUCGAUGAGGCCCGCAUCGCCGACCCCGAGGCCAAGAAGCCCGAGGACUGGGAUGAGGACGCCCCCUACGAGAUUGUCGAUGAGGAAGCCACUAAGCCCGAGGACUGGCUCGAGGAUGAGGCUCAGACCAUCCCUGACCCUGAGGCCCAGAAGCCCGAGGACUGGGACGAUGAGGAGGAUGGUGACUGGGUCGCCCCUACUGUUCCCAACCCCAAGUGCACUGAGGCUUCUGGAUGUGGCCCCUGGACCAAGCCCUUGAAGAAGAACCCUGAUUACAAGGGCAAGUGGACCGCGCCGUACAUUGACAACCCCGCCUACAAGGGCGUCUGGGCUCCUCGCAAGAUUAAGAACCCCGACUACUUCGAGGACAAGACCCCCGCCAACUUUGAGCCCAUGGGCGCUAUUGGCUUCGAGAUCUGGACCAUGCAGAACGACAUCCUCUUCGACAACAUCUACAUUGGCCACUCCGUUGAGGAUGCUGCCAAGCUUGCCGAGGAGACCUUCAAGGAGAAGCACCCCAUUGAGCAGCUCGCUGAGCUCGCCGACAAGCCCAAGGAAGCCGAGAAGCCCAAGUCCCCCAACGACCUCAAGUUCCUUGACGACCCCGUUCACUUCAUCAAGGAGAAGCUUGACCUCUUCAUCACCAUUGCCCAGAAGGACCCCAUCCAGGCCGUCAAGUUCGUUCCCGAGGUUGCUGGCGGUAUCGGUGCUCUUCUCGUCACUCUGAUUGCCAUCAUUGUCGGCAUUGCCAGCUCUGGUGGUGCUCCCCCCGCUGCCCAGAAGGCCGCGGCUGAUGUCAAGGACAAGGCGAAGGAGGUCAAGGACAAGGCCACCAAGGCUGUUGCCUCUGGCGCCGACGUCGCGAAGGACGCUACCAAGCGCAACACCCGCAGCUCGUCUUAG
This is a messenger RNA of Colletotrichum abscissum, 1713 nucleotides long. RefSeq names its product calreticulin family protein. Gene Ontology annotation, biological process: protein folding. Lineage: Eukaryota; Fungi; Ascomycota; Sordariomycetes; Glomerellales; Glomerellaceae. Bases 1 to 1713 code for a protein of 570 amino acids. Gene Ontology annotation, cellular component: endoplasmic reticulum membrane; endoplasmic reticulum. Gene Ontology annotation, molecular function: calcium ion binding. The record is from RefSeq and is a predicted model, not a curated record. The transcript is spliced from 4 exons.